UGCAGUGACGGUGGUCAUCGGCUUCACGGUUCACCUGGGCGACCAUCGAGCACUGGACCGAGCUCUGUUCAGUUGAGCUUCAUCACCACUUAGGAAAUUCAACUCAUGGCUUCUUUAAGGCGUUCGCUAAGAUCUCUUCUCCAACGCGAGGAUGAAGAAGUUCAAAAUCCUAUAACCAUGUCCGAUCAAGAGAUCUUGGAGAAGGUUUACGCUACUCAUCUCCCCAGUGACACCAAGCUCGAUGCCGACUCUCUUUUCACCAUUGUCGACAUCAUCCUUCGGGGUUCCACCUGUAUCGUGGACAAUGUCUUGGAGGGAAACCAUGAAACCCCUAAGUGUGUUGAUGAAAAGCUUCCCCAAGCCACCUUCACUUCUCCGUUGCGCACAUUGAAGGAAAUUUCUUCGGAGAUGUGCUGCAAGACUCCCGGUGAUGAUAUUGCUCACAAGACUACCAUGACGAUUCUGAAUCUGCUCUCCGACUAUUCCUGGGAAGCAAAAGCUAUUCUGACUCUUGCCGCUUUUGCUCUGGAAUAUGGAGAGUUUUGGUGGCUUUCUCAGCUUCAGCCUAACGAUGAAUUGGCCAAAUCAGUAGCCAUACUGAAACGAGUUUCUGCGCUGACGAAGCCUGCAGCUCUGCGUGAACAUUUCCUGGACAUUUAUGAGAUAAAUAAUAUGAUCAAAGCCGCUAUGGAAGUGAUUGAGGCCGUCUUUGAGCUUCAGAAGCUCACCUCUUAUGAUGCAGUGGAUGUGCCUGCUUUGGCGCAUGCAGUGGAUCUUAUCCCUGUUGGUGUCUAUUGGGCUAUUAUUACUAUUGCAGCCUGUGUCACUCAGAUUGAUUGUCUCACUACUGAUUCGGAGCAAAGGCAGGAAUUGUCCUAUUUUGGGCAAAAAACUAGAAUAGUGCUCGCCAAGUUGAAGAAGAUGAUCUUCAUCUGCGAGCAACAGAUAGAGGAGAUAAGGUCCUAUGGAAGGCUGAUGGAACUCUUGCGAACCCCGUCUGAAAUAGUUGAGGUGUUCAAGGUCCUGAUUUUCUCAAGGGAUGGACCUCAGGAACUGUUUGAUGGUGCUACCAAACAAAUGGUUGACAUUGAUGUGCUGAGAAUGAAGCACUUGUUCUUGUUCAUUUCCACCCUAGACAUCACGGAGCCAGAAAUAUCAAUUCUCUUUCCAAUUUAUGAAUUUAUCAAGACAAAUAACCAAUAUAAGAUUGUGUGGAUUCCCAUCGUAGAGGAGUGGAAUGACCAGUUGCGCAAGAAAUUUGAGAUCCUGAAAAGUAAGAUGCCAUGGUACGUGGUGGAGCACUUUGGAAGUGUCGCAGGGUACAAGUACAUUAGAGAGGAAUGGCAUUUCAGGAAGAAGCCGAUGGUUGUGGUGCUGAAUCCUCAAGGGAAGGUGCUCAACACUGACGCAUUCCAUUUGAUUCAGGUUCAGGGGAUGAAGGCCUUUCCCUUUACCGCCACUAGCGGAACCAGAAUCGAUACCAAGAUUGACAGUAGCUCCAACUGGAUCGGAACAGUGGUUUGCAAUAUUCACCCCACCAUUGACCUCUGGAUCAAGGAGAGGAAAUACAUAUUUUUGUUUGGGGGCAAUGACUCAGCUUGGACUCGAAGGUUCACCAAGUACGCCACUGAUCUUGUACAGGAACCCAUCUUAAAGAAGGCCAAGAUUUCAAUAGAGUUGUUCUAUGUGGAUGAGGACAGGAGCCUCUUACGCCGGUUUUGGAGUGGUAUAGAGAGCUUGUUUGCGCCCCAGGCUUACAAGACUGUUGAAGCCGUGCCCGAAGAAAUACAGAAGAUGAUUUCCUUCAAGAACGAAGGUGGAUGGGUUCUGUUCAUCAAAGGAGCAUCUCUGGUGUUGAGUGGUCACGGCCCCACGAUCUUGAAGACGGUGGCAGAGUUUGAGAGAUGGAAAGAGAGCAUGUUGAAGAAUGGGUUUGAGUUGGCUGUCAAAGAAUAUCACGAGAAGGUUAAAACAUAUCAUGAGAUGGUAACACGCAGCAGCCUCCGUUGAGUGAACUGCCAAUUCCACGGUGUAAAGCCUAAGCCUAGCUGGUUAAGUCUAAUGAGAAAACCCGUCACGUAAAGCUAGAAUGGGGGAGAGUUUCGGACUACGCUUUUUCCAGUCUAAUAAAGAUGCCUGUGUUAUCUAUCUGGUGUGCUUACGUACUAGUAUGAGCUUAGUAUGUACGAGUUCUAUAUCAGUUUGUUCUUCUUGUUGUGGCUAGGACUCUAAUGUUAUAUCUCUGUCUUAAAAUGUGUUGAAAGUCUAAAUACUUGCCUAGUGACUUCAUAGUUGUGCGCUUUUAGUUCUAAAGAGGAAUGAAACUAUUACAGGACCGGUGAGAAACGAAAAGGAAGAAUUUUAGGGUUUGAUGUCAUCUGGCAUUCAAGUAACAUGAACUUUACUCUCUGGUUCCACUAAUGCUGAUUGUUUCUCCACCUUUU
Prosopis cineraria is the source of this 2444-nucleotide messenger RNA. Its product is annotated as protein SIEVE ELEMENT OCCLUSION B-like. Gene Ontology annotation, biological process: phloem development. NCBI's taxonomy places the organism in Eukaryota, Viridiplantae, Streptophyta, Magnoliopsida, Fabales, Fabaceae. The record is from RefSeq and is a predicted model, not a curated record. The transcript has 6 exons. Bases 106 to 2010 code for a protein of 634 amino acids.